Messenger RNA from Rosa chinensis, 2093 nucleotides. RefSeq names its product ATP-dependent DNA helicase RecQ. NCBI's taxonomy places the organism in Eukaryota, Viridiplantae, Streptophyta, Magnoliopsida, Rosales, Rosaceae. Gene Ontology annotation, molecular function: nucleic acid binding; 3'-5' DNA helicase activity; four-way junction helicase activity. The coding region runs from base 282 to 1862 and encodes 526 amino acids. The transcript is spliced from 14 exons. The record is from RefSeq and is a predicted model, not a curated record. Gene Ontology annotation, cellular component: cytoplasm; chromosome; nucleus. Gene Ontology annotation, biological process: double-strand break repair via homologous recombination; DNA replication.
CGAAACUCUCAUUUUCAAGAUCACAAGUUGAACUCGACUUUGCAAUUGAACAUGAUAAGGAUAUAUGAGAUGCCAAGAUGGUAUAUGAUUUAAAUCUUAAACUUGUUCUGUUUGGGCCAUAGCUUCCCCUACCAAUAAAAACACUUCAGUCUAAAAAUGGCGGGAGAAGUUUCCCUUUCACAGGUAAUGUCUUAAUAAAAAAAAAAGACUCGAACCGGUUCUUCUCCAAAGUCCCAAACUCUACAGACCGUCUCAACGGCAGAGCAACCCGAAACGUCAAAAUGUCGUCUAUGCAGGCCAUUCUCAAGAAAUAUGGGUUUUCUUCAUUUCGGCCAUACCAAAAGAAAGUGAUUGAGAAAAUCAUAGCAGGAAGGGACUCUUUGAUUGUCAUGGCCACUGGAAGUGGCAAGUCUUUGUGCUAUCAAGUGCCUCCUUUGGUUGUUGGAAAGACUGGUGUGGUUGUGAGCCCUCUUUUAUCCUUGAUGCAAGAUCAGGUAAUGGCUUUGAAACAAAGAGGGAUCAGAGCUGAGUAUAUGGGUAGUAGUCAAACUGAUAGCACUGUCCAGAGCCGAGCCGAGAGUGGUCAAUUUGAUAUCUUGUACAUGACCCCUGAAAAGGCAUGUAAGAUUCCUGAUAGCUUCUGGUCAAAAUUACUAAGGGCUGGAAUCUGCCUGUUUGCUGUUGAUGAAGCACACUGCAUAUCGGAGUGGGGCCAUGAUUUCAGGAUGGACUACAAGCGAUUGGACAAGUUACGUGGCAUUCUUGUUGGUGUCCCAUUUAUUGGCUUAACUGCAACUGCUACUAAAAAGGUUCAAAUGGACAUUGUUAAUUCCUUGAAGAUGAAAAACCCAUAUUACAGAAUAGGCUCCUUUGAUCGUGGAAAUCUGUUCUAUGGUGUCAAGUUAUUCAAUCGGACUCAAUCAUUUGUUCAUGAACUAGCUCAAGAAGUUUCCAAAUUUGUACACACAGAUGGUUCAACUAUAAUUUACUGCACGACAAUUAAAGAUGUUUAUCAGGUAUUCAUUUCACUGAAGGAGGUGGGCAUUAAGGCUGGAAUCUACCAUAGUGAGAUGGAUAAUAAAGCUCGUGCCGAAUCCCAUAGAUUAUUUAUAAGAGAUGAAGUAGAUGUCAUGGUUGCUACUAUUGCUUUCGGCAUGGGUAUUGAUAAGCCAAACAUAAGACAAGUAAUCCAUUAUGGCUGCCCAAAGAGUUUGGAGUCUUAUUACCAGGAAAGUGGACGAUGUGGUAGAGAUGGUAUGGCUUCUGUCUGCUGGCUCUAUUACACAAGAAGCGACCUCACAAAAGCUGAAUUUUAUGCUGGAGAGUGUCAAACAGAAAGUCGACGAAGAGCUGUUAUAAAGUCGAUGAGGGCAGUACAACAAUAUUGCAUAUCAACAACUUGCAGAAGGAAGUUCUUGCUUGCUUACUUUGGGGAAAUCUUUCCAUCUGAUAAAUGUGGUAAUUGUGAUAAUUGUAUUUCCCCAAAGAAGGAGAUGGACAUGUCUAGAGAAGCAUAUCUUCUAAUGGCUUGCAUUCAAUCAUGUCGGGGUACGUGCGGUCUGAAUAUGCCUGUAGAUAUUCUUCGUGGCUCUCGGGCCAAAAAGAUUCUUGCUGCCGAGUAUGACAAGCUUCCACUGCAUGGACUUGGGAAAGACUAUUCUGCAAAUUGGUGGAAAACACUUGCUUACCAAUUAAUCUCUUAUGGUUAUUUGAUGGAGAUAUACAGAAAUGUAAGUGUCAGUCGGAAAGGGGAGCAAUUUCUAAGUUCUGCUGGACCUGAUCAUCAACCGCCUCUAGUGUUGCCGGUGACCAGUGAAAUGGUAGAUGAUGAGGACAAUAAAAGUACAUCAGGAGAGAAAUAGAUGAAAAUGAAUGGAGUAGAAAGGUUGAAUCUUCGGAAGAGUAGGUCUCACCAUUGAUGCGAGUAGCUGCCCCCAUUCUCUUCCUUUACUGUGUUUCUAUGUGUAUUUCAUUGUUCUUCAAUGCUUGAUUAGUUUAUCGGCUCUCUAUAUGAUUUCAGUUAGUUGAUUGGAGAUUACUGUUUCUUAGUUUCUGUUGGAUUUUCUAUUCGAGUACAAUUGAUUGAUACUAGU